Messenger RNA from Plutella xylostella (diamondback moth), 1276 nucleotides. It is a transcript of the gene CPG7, whose product is annotated as cuticular protein glycine-rich 7. The record is from RefSeq and is a predicted model, not a curated record. Lineage: Eukaryota; Metazoa; Arthropoda; Insecta; Lepidoptera; Plutellidae.
AUAAAUAAGUUCGACGUGACGAGAUCAACAACAAACAGCAAGCGGUGCUUGUUGGACGAACAACAACUCCUUCACACGGUGGCCGGCGAUUAGCUAAUCAACAUGGCUACCUUCACCAAACUGGCUUUGUUAGCCAUCCUAGUAGGCAGCAGCCAAGCGGGGCUCCUGCACACGCACGAGCACCACGACCACCUGCAUGGAGACCACAUUCACCACCACGACACCGUAUCGUCGUCGUCUCUGGGCGCCUCGUCCCUGGGCGGCGCUGGGCUGGCCGGGCCCGCCUACGCGCCCGCCUACAGCUCCAGCUUCUCUCCUAGCAGCUUCCCCGCCGGCUCUCUGCCUUCAGCGAGCUACUCCGGCGCUGGUCUCGCCGGCCCCAGCUUCUCUGGAGCCAGCUACUCCUCCGGCUCGGCCCUCCCCGGAUUCCCCGCCAGCGGCGCGUCUCUCGGCUCCUCAUACGCUCCCGGCAUCGGCGCUUCAUACGCAUCCGGCGCCGGUCUCGCUGGUCCCGCUAGCUUCGGAGGCGGUCUGUCCGGUCCCCUCGGCCCCAGCGGCUUAGUCGGUCCUCUGCCUGGUGCCGCGCUGUCUGGUGAGCCAGCACCCCCCGGCCCCGCCGCCCCCGUCGUCAACACCAUCCACUCGCUAGCCAACACCAACGGAGCGCCCAUCCGCUACAACGUGCGCGAGGAGCCCUACAACGUGUACAGGGAAGUGACGCACCAGGUGCCGCAGCCCUACCCCGUGCCGGUGCCGCAGCCCGUGCAGGUGCCCGUGCCGCAGCCCUACCCCGUGCAGGUGCCGGUGGUGCGCAACAUCCCCGUGCCCGUGGUGCAGAUCCAGCGCGUCAACGUGGACAAGCCGGUGCCGUACCCCGUGGAGAAGAUCGUGAAGGUGCCAGUGGAGCGCGUGGUGUCGGUGCCCGUGGACCGCCCCGUGCCCGUGGAGCGCGUCGUCAAGGUGCCCGUGGUGCACGUAGUCAAGGUGCCCGUGCACGUGGUCAAGAACUACCCGGUGCCGGUGGUGAAGACUGUGCACCACAAGGCGGUGAGCCACGGCUGGCACGCCCACCACGACCACCACCACGGCCACCACGGCUGGUAGACUGGUCGCACUCGCAGUAAGCACUCCGUCAACGAGCUCAUCACGAGGCUGCAUCUAGGGUGAUAACUAAGUCAUUAAGUUAGGUGAAUAUGUUGUGUACUCAACGUCGUCGUUAGAUCUUGUAAAUAGUAAUAUUAAUAUUACUUUUAAAUAAAUCGAAUUAUCCAAAGAU